This is a messenger RNA of Erinaceus europaeus (western European hedgehog), 4058 nucleotides long. RefSeq names its product BMP/retinoic acid inducible neural specific 2 (gene BRINP2). The transcript is spliced from 8 exons. Gene Ontology annotation, biological process: negative regulation of mitotic cell cycle; positive regulation of neuron differentiation. Bases 808 to 3156 code for a protein of 782 amino acids. NCBI's taxonomy places the organism in Eukaryota, Metazoa, Chordata, Mammalia, Eulipotyphla, Erinaceidae. The record is from RefSeq and is a predicted model, not a curated record.
UCCCGCCGCUGGGCUGGCGCGCUAGCCCGCAGGUGACAGCGCUGAGGUGCAGCGCCCUGGGAGGCGCGGGGACGCCCGGCUGCAGCUCAGCCUGAAGCGGCCCCCUCCACGCCUUCGCGCCUCGCCCCGCUGAGCUGGAAGCCGGGAGCUGGGAGCCGGGAGCCCGGAGCACCCCGCUAGCGCUCCCAGGGAUGUUCUACUGCCCUGGGGUGUGGGGACCGGUCUGCGGACCGCCAGGGGAGCCGGGCAGCCAGGGCGGGGAGCUGUAUUUACCCCCGUGCAGGGGACAACAAGCGGCCGGGUAAGUCGCUACAGUUGGCAAGAAGGCACCAUCUCCUGGGCAAGGGACGGGGACCCGCUUCCCACGUUGCGUUUUGGACUUUGCAGAGCGACCCCGCGUGCGCCCCACUUUGGGCACGCUUUGGGGGCCCGGGACUCCAGGCUGCUCAACUGGAAGGCGACGAGCAGGGGGUCUGAAGGGGGCGCCGGAGCUGGCAGAGCGGGGUACAGAAGCAUUUGCACACGGACAUUGGUUUGCUCCCCUUUGCAAGCCCGGGGGGGGGGGGUGGAGGCCUUGGCGCCCCGCUAACCCCCACAUGAGGAAAAGCCACCAGAAAUCAUGAAGUAGAAACUUUGGAAAGCUGCCACAGGAGAUGUAGCUCCAAAACCUGGGAUCUUGGAAUCCCCUCCUCAUCAGCGGAGGUCUAUAGCACCAAGCGCUCCUGCAAGGAUUCAAGGAGCCCAGGAGGAGCGGCAGGAGCGGGAGAGCGGGCGAGAGAAUGAAGACACCAACCUCCCGGCAGGAUCAUGAGGCGGCAGCGCGGAGCUUGCUCUAGAGGGCUCGGGCCGGUGGCCCCAUGGGCAGCCCUGCUGGUGCUGGGCCUCCCUGGCUGGGUGCUGACGGUCUCGGCCACGGCGGCUGCUGUGCUCCCGGAGCAGCAUGCGCACACGGCCAGCCGGCCGCCCCUGGACUGGCUGCUCUCGGACCGGGGGCCCUUCCACCGAGCACAGGAGUACUCUGACUUCAUGGAGCGCUUCCGCCAGGGCUUCACCACCAGGUACAGAAUCUACAGGGAGUUUGCCCGUUGGAAAGUGAACAGCCUGGCUCUGGAGAGGAAAGACUUUUUCAGUCUGCCUUUGCCUCUGGCACCAGAGUUUAUCCGGAACAUCCGUCUCCUUGGGAGGAGGCCCAACCUGCAACAGGUUACUGAAAACCUGGUCAAGAAGUACGGCACCCAUUUCUUACUUUCUGCCACCCUGGGAGGAGAAGAGUCUCUCACCAUUUUUGUGGACAAGCGGAAGCUGAGCCGGAAGUCAGAGUCGGCAGGAGGUGGCCCUGUAGUUGGGGGUAGUGGAAACAGCUCGGCUGUGGCUCUGGAGACCCUGCAUCAGCUGGCAGCCUCCUAUUUCAUUGAUAGAGAGAGCACACUGCGCAGGCUUCACCAUAUCCAGAUAGCCACAGGUGCUAUCAAGGUCACUGAGACCAGGACGGGCCCUCUGGGCUGCAGCAACUACGACAACCUGGACUCAGUCAGCUCGGUCCUGGUGCAGAGUCCAGAGAACAAAGUGCAAUUACUAGGCCUGCAGGUGCUGCUGCCCGAGUACCUGCGUGAGCGCUUUGUGACUGCAGCACUCAGCUACAUCACCUGCAGCUCAGAGGGUGAGCUUGUGUGCAAGGAGAAUGACUGCUGGUGCCACUGCAGCCCCAGCUUCCCGGAGUGCAACUGUCCUGACGCUGACAUCCAAGCCAUGGAGGACAGCCUGCUGCAGAUCCAGGAUUCUUGGGCCAUGUACAACCAACAGUUUGAGGAGUCAGAGGAGUUCCAGGUGCUGCUGAAACGGCUGCCGGAUGACAGGUUCCUGAACACCACGGCCAUCUCGCAGUUCUGGGCUGGGGACGCCAGCCUCCAGCACCGCUACCAGCAGCUGGGAGCCAGCCUGAAGGUGCUGCUCAAGAAGACCCACCGUGUGGUGCGCCGGCUCUUCAACCUCUGCAAGCGCUGCCACCGUCAGCCACGCUUCCGGCUGCCCAAGGAGAGGUCCUUGUCCUACUGGUGGAACCGGAUCCAGUCCUUGCUCUACUGUGCUGAAAGCACCCUCCCCGGUACCUUCCUGGAGCAGAGCCACAGCUGCACGUGCCCCUACGACCAGUCUUCGUGCCAGGGCCCCAUCCCCUGUGCCUUGGGGGAAGGGCCCGCCUGCGCACACUGUGCGCCAGACAAUAGCACACGUUGUGGGAGCUGCAACCCGGGCUAUGUGCUGGCCCAGGGGCUGUGCCGGCCCGAGGUGGCCGAGUCCCUGGACAACUUCCUGGGUUUGGAGACAGACCUGCAGGACCUGGAGCUCAAGUACCUGCUGCAGAAGCGGGACAGCCGCCUGGAGGUGCACUCCAUCUUCAUCAGCAAUGACAUGCGGCUGGGCAGCUGGUUCGACCCGUCGUGGCGCAAACGUAUGCUGCUCACACUCAAGAGCAACAAAUACAAGCCAGGGCUGGUGCACGUCAUGCUGGCCCUGUCGCUGCAGAUCUGUCUCACCAAGAACAGCACCCUGGAGCCGGCCAUGGCCAUCUACGUCAACCCGUUUGGGGGCAGCCACUCGGAGAGCUGGUUCAUGCCUGUGAACGAGGGUGGCUUCCCGGACUGGGAGAGGACUACUGUGGAUGCCGCUGCCCAGUGCCAAAACUGGACCAUCACUCUGGGCAACAGGUGGAAGACCUUCUUUGAGACGGUCCACGUGUACCUGCGGAGCCGGAUCAAGUCCCUGGACGACAGCUCCAAUGAGACCAUCUACUACGAGCCUCUGGAGAUGAGUGACCCCUCCAAGAACCUGGGCUACAUGAAAAUCAACACCAUGCAGGUCUUUGGCUACAGCCUGCCCUUUGACCCUGAAGCCAUCCGGGACCUCAUCCUGCAGCUGGACUACCCCUACACACAGGGUUCCCAGGACUCGGCCCUCCUGCAGCUCAUCGAGCUCCGGGACAGGGUCAACCAGCUUUCUCCACCUGGCAAGGUCCGGCUGGAUCUUUUCUCCUGCCUGCUCCGUCAUCGGCUCAAGCUGGCCAACAACGAGGUGGGCAGGAUCCAGUCCUCCCUGAGGGCUUUCAACUCCAAGCUGCCCAACCCCGUGGAGUACGAGACAGGCAAGCUCUGUAGCUAAUGGGGAGCCCUCUACAGCACUGGGCAGGGAACAUGAAUACGAGGGUGCAAAGAGCAUCCAAGCUUGGGUUAACCUUAGUGCCAACAAGCUACUCCCUGGAGACUUCUGGUGCUCAGGAGAUGGGACCUUGGGGUUUGGACUGAGCUGGCAGGAAAGGAAAAAGAAACCGCCUUUGCACACGUGUGCACACACACGCACAGGCAUACACAUACUCCCCCAGGGAGGGAUGACAACUCAGCAGCCCCAUUUGUAAAGCAAGGUGUUUUCUAAAAUGAAUGCAGUUUAAAGAGAGGGGCCAGGGGAGAAAUUUAGAACAAGAACCAGCCACACCCUGCAAUAUGCAUAUCUUUCAAAGUGAUUCUUUGUCAUUCAAACAUGCAGGAGGGGGGCAGGAGGGAGGGGUGGGAGCUCCUGGGAGGUGGGGGGGUGCCCUCUCUGUGGAGUCACUUUUGUAUUCUUUUUAAUCAGAUUUCUUACAGUCAUCUUGUUUGGGCAGUUCCAAUGUUGGUUUUCAACAUUUUGUAAGAUGCUGCCUCUCCCUGUGUCCUUCUAGACACUGAGCCCCCCCCCCCCCCAAUCCAAGUGCUUGGGAGAGAAAUGGCCCCAAGCAAGGAUGCUAGGACUCAGGCCACCAUGCUCCCCUUCUUUCCUUCCCUUGGGCCCCUGACCCCCAGGUUUCCGGGAGUGGGGGAGGUUCUGACUAGCUCCACUUCCCUUUGUGGCUCCUCCACUUCAACAGCCCCCAUUGUCCAAGAAAGAAGUUCUGCCAAGUUAGAGAGAGAUGAUGUAUAGGGAAAUGUUCUUUUUAAAAAAACAAAACAAAAAUAUUUAUUUUGUGAUUGUUUUCCUUGUCUAUCUGCUCCAGUCACAAAAACAUAUGAGUAAAAAUGUACCUGGAUUCA